CAUAAUUACAGCUCCUUCUCUUUCCUUCUAUUUGCAUUAGCAGCCCAGAGAGAAACUCUCCCUCGAGUUUUCUCGGGAUCCACAAGCCAUGGUUACUCUAAAUCAGAUCCGAGCCUCCAACUCCAUAGUCGGGACGAGUUUGGGCCCCGGCCUGGUGGCCGUCUUCGCCGGCGCGACGAGCGGCAUCGGCGAGGCCACGCUGAAGCAGUUUGUCAAGCAUGCCGUGAAGCCCCGGAUCUACUUUCUCGGGCGGUCCAAGGGCUCGGGCGACCGGGUGCGGGCCGAGCUGCAAAAGAUCAAUCCCGAGGGCGAGUACAACUUCAUCAGCGUCGACGUCAGCCUGCUCCGCUCGGUGGACGACGUCUGCCGCGAAAUUGGGGCCAAGGAGUCGGCCAUCAAUCUUCUGUUCCUGAGCACGGGGACGAUAGUGAGAGGAAACGAGACCGCCGAAGGCCUGCACUACUUUGCCGCCGUGGCCUACUACGCCCGGAUGCGUUUCGUCGUCAACCUCCUGCCGCUGCUGCAGCGCGCGACCGGCCUGCGCCGGGUCGUCACCGUCGCCGCCGGCACCAAGGAGGGCCUUGUGGACGCGGGCGACAUGCAGGGGCGCAGGGCUUCCGUGCGGGCCCUGCGCGGCCACGUCGCCUCGCUCGCGACGCUCGCCCUCGAGGCCGUCGCCGCCCGCCGCGCCCCGGGCGUCGCCUUCGUCCACGACUACCCGGGCUACGUCCAGACUCCGCUCGGGCAGAGGGACGCCACCGGCCUCACCGCCGUCGUCCUGGCUGCCGCCAACGCCGUCCUCGGCCUGCUCGCCCCGCUCAUCGCCGUCCCGCUCGACGAGUCGGGAGAGCGCCACCUGUUCCUGGCGACGAGCGCCCGGUUCCCGCCCCGCGAUAUUAACGGCGACGGCGGCGGCAGCGAGAGCGGUGGUGGCGACGGUAGCGGGGUCCCGCUGCCGGCCGGGGUCGCCGUCGCGCGCGGGACGGAUGGCGAGACCGGCAGCGGCGUGUACUCGGUCGACCAGGACGCCGAGAGCGCGCCGGCCAAGGUCGAGCGCCUCCUCGACGGGUUGAGGAAGGACGGCACGGCCGAAAAGGUGUGGACCGAUCUCGAGACGGAGUUUGUCCGCAUCACCGGGGCUACGUCUAUAUGA
Thermothelomyces thermophilus ATCC 42464 is the source of this 1153-nucleotide messenger RNA. RefSeq names its product hydrogenase/reductase-like protein. The transcript is spliced from 2 exons. The record is from RefSeq and is a predicted model, not a curated record. Gene Ontology annotation, biological process: secondary metabolic process. Bases 89 to 1153 code for a protein of 354 amino acids. NCBI's taxonomy places the organism in Eukaryota, Fungi, Ascomycota, Sordariomycetes, Sordariales, Chaetomiaceae.